GGGGGGCAGGCUGAGAUGGGAGAGGGCAUGUCCAAACGGCUGAAGGUGCAAUUGGGAAGCGAAGCGGAGAUGGAGGAGAGGGCGUUCAACAACCCUUAUCCAGAUUAUCAGCCUCAUGGAAGCACCGCCUCGGGCAGCAGCACUUUGCCUACCCCCAGCGACUUGGAAGGCAAUCGAUGCAGUUCGGCUUCGCCCCAACGAGACGACUCCUUUCCCUUCGAGAGCGACGGGCAGAUCACCUCAUAUUUUAAUAAGAAAAUUACAACUAAAAUUAAAGACUUAUUGCAGCAAAUGGAAGAAGGCUUAAAAACAGCAGAUCCUCAUGACUGCUCUGCAUAUACUGGCUGGACAGGCAUAGCCCUCUUGUAUCUUCAGCUAUAUCGUGUGACAAAGGAGCCAAUUCACCUACAGAGAUCCCUGGAUUAUGUGAAGAGAAUCCUACGUAAUCUGAAUGGAAGAAGAGUUACAUUUCUUUGUGGUGAUGCUGGACCUUUGGCAGUGGGAGCAGUUGUGUACCACAAGAUGAAAAAUGAUAGUGAAUCCAAGGAAUGUGUGACCAAACUUUUGCAGCUACAGAGAAUAGUCCUUGCUUCAGAUUCUGACCUUCCAGAUGAGUUGCUUUAUGGAAGAUCUGGUUACCUGUAUGCUUUGCUUUAUCUGAAUACUGAAAUUGAUCCUGAGACAGUGCCACAAUCAGUAAUCAAAGAGGUUGUGGAAUCCAUCAUUGAAUCAGGGGAAAACUUUUCCAGAGAAGAACGAAAGACUGAGCGGUGCCCAUUGCUGUACCAGUGGCACCGGAAACAGUAUGUGGGUGCAGCCCAUGGUGUGGCUGGGAUUUACUACAUGCUUAUGCAGCCAGCAGCUAAUGUUGAACGGGAGACAUUGAUGGAACUUUUGAAACCAAGCAUUGACUAUGUGCGGCAUAAAAAAUUCCGAUCUGGGAAUUAUCCCUCAUCCUUAAGCAAUGAAACUGACAGGUUGGUGCAUUGGUGUCAUGGGGCACCUGGAGCCAUCCAUAUGCUCAUGCAAGCUUAUAAGAUCUUCAAGGAAGAUAAAUAUUUGAAGGAUGCUAUGGAAUGUAGUGAUAUCAUUUGGCAAAGGGGGUUGUUGAGGAAAGGAUACGGAAUCUGUCAUGGAACCGCUGGAAAUGGCUACUCUUUCCUGUCUCUCUAUCACCUUACUCAAGAUAAAAAGUAUCUUUACCGAGCUUGCAAGUUUGCUGAAUGGUGUCUAGACUAUGGUGCACAUGGAUGCCGUAUUCCUGAUCGACCCUACUCAUUGUUUGAAGGUAUGGCAGGAACUAUCCACUUCCUUUCUGACAUCUUGGUUCCAGAAAAGUCUCGCUUCCCAGCAUUUGAACUUAGUCCCCAAAUGAAAGAAAACAAAGAGGAACGCAACAGCUAAAUGGGAGCUGAAGGUGGUGCCAGAGGCAACAUGACUGCUGAGUGCUUAAAGUAUAUUGGAUCAAUGUUGGAGUCCAAACAGCGAGAUGCAAGACAAUUUUCUUGGCUCUCCUUCAAAGGACUGUGUUUGUCAUUAACGCAUGAAUGAGAGAAUUCCAUACCUUGGUGUUUCCUUAUAAGAGAUAUCUUUAACAGUGACAAAGAGCAAAUUUCAGUUUGUUGGGAUGUUUCUUGUUUGGCUUUCACAAUUGUAUCUUAAGGUCUUUCAAGUGUUUGCAUGUUCUUGGUAUUGUCUGUCAUUUUUCUCUUUGUUUGUUGCAAAGCUGAAAAGCAUUCUGUAAUAUCUAGUCCUGUUGUUUUUUUCUGUGCAUGACUGUAUUAACAACACAGUUUUUUCUGCAGCUGACAAGUACAUGAUGACAAUAGGACCAGUCUGUUGAACACAAUAAAUGAAUGAAGCAGGAAAGGCCAGAUAACUUAAGUCACAGAAUCCUUUCGCCAGGAAAUAAGUUCAAAGUUCUAGAGCAUUUUGUUUACUCCCAUCACAACACAGAAGUUUUAAAGUUCUAUGUGCUUAAAUUGCCCUGAUCUCAUUCUACAGAAUCUAGAAAUACUUGGUUUCUAGAUGCAUUAUACCCAACAUUUUUACAGUUAUUGUUUCCUUCAAUAGGGAACAUUUUUAUGAUUUCAUCCAAAGCACAACACUGACAUCCUAUAUUCAUUUCUCUGGAAUCUAUGGAUCCAGAUUAUGGGGGCAGUUUAAGUGCACUGCAAUUAAAUAGGAUAACAUAAUUUUCCCCUUUUUUCUUUAUUAUACUUGUCCUCCACCCAGCAAUUCUUUCUUUAAAAUCUGUUCAAUUAACACUUUUCUAUUUGAAAUAGACUUAUGCCAAGGGAUAACAUUUGCUUGGUUACUACUUUGCUGUUGGAUCUAUAUUAUAAAUCUUAGUUUAUUAAAAAAAAAAUUACCCCUUUGAUAGUAUCUCAUAUCUGUAUUUGAUUAUUGUGUUUGGCAGACAACCAAACAAACCAAAGGGGGGGAAAAGAAUUUAUUCUCAUUUGGUUUCUCAAUGGAACCCGACUGACACAUUCUGAUUAAAAGUCAAUCAUAUAAAUAUAAAAAUACAUGCAUUGUUUAAAAAAAACCCAUAUAAAUAACUCAUUUUUGUCAUUUCAUUUUUUUAAACUUCAUUAUCUUUGCAUUCUUCCAUUCAAGAGCUACGUAAUUGAGUAGAUCACUUAAACUUAACUUUCUCAAUAAAUAAAUGGUUAUUUUUCAUCUUUCAAAACCUCUUAAAAAAUCUAAAUAAACAAGAUUUGUAUAUCAUUUAGAAGAAGAAGGCUACUGGUAAAAUUAAUUCAAAACUUUUCCAGUGAUUGAAAGAUAAAAUCCACCCUUAGAAUGAAUAUUUAAAAGAUUUAUCAAACUUUUUUGGUGGCCAUUGUAUUGUUUCUAGUCUAACAUGAAAGGGUAAUUUCACAGUUAGUAACACUUUUUGAAGGAGAGAUGGUGGGCCUGGGAAGGAAAAACUGCUUGCCAAAUAUUUUGCAGUUCAGAUUUUUCUGGAAAAAAAGACAGCAAGAUACAGAAUAGUUGAGCAAUUAUGUUCAACCUGCCCUAUUUGUAAAAAAAUUUAAAAUGAAAAAUUCCAAAAUUUCCCCAAAAGUCUGACAUGGAAAAUUAUUUCCACUUUCUUGAUUGCAUUGCAUUUAUACCUGUAUUACUAUGCUCAUUCCACAGGUGUCUUUUCCUUAAGAAAUUUGCAACACAACACUUUUAUAUUAGAAAUCCUAAACUGUACUUCCCCAGCUUUAGACACUUCACAUUUCUCAUGCCAGCUGUGUUUUCUGGCAGUUUAGUUCCAACAAAUCUACAAUGAACUAGGCUGGAGAUGAUUUAUUAAGUAAUUUCCUUUGUAACUGGCAGCUCAAAUUUUACAAUUCAAUCUUCUACAUAUGUUGCUUACAACUGAGAUCUACUCUUAAGUGCUUAGAAUUUUUAUACCUGUUUGGAAGAACAAUUCUCUGACAGAAAUAUAUUAUUGAGAAUUUUUCAAAUGAGGAAGAUUGAGUUAUCUUUGAAAAUGCCAUCUUUUGAGCUACCAUGUCUGAAUAUUUCCUUGUUUUAAAAUAUUUGUAGUUUGCUUCUAAAUGAGUUUGCAGAGAAAUGGGAUUUCUAGCUUCUGACUACUAAACUUAGUUAUUAAUUUCAGAACUAGGCAGACCAUUGAUUUUAAACAUAGUUUUAUGAAAGUUUCUAAGACGAUUUGCUUUACAUCUGAUUCAUACAUCUGAUUUGAAAGUACGUUGUAAAUCAUUUGCCAACUGAAUGCUGCUGGGAAUUAGCCCUGAAUUUCCUUGCAGGCAAAGAAUAGAGCUCACCAUGAUUUUUUGCAGACUUUUAGUUUAAAUCAAUCCUUUCUUUUAUAUGAGGACUUGAACAGACAAGUCUGAGUCAAAAAAGUGAAGUUCUGCUUGUCAACUGUCUAUAAGUGAAAAGACAAUGUGGGUUGAGUAAGUGGACAUUCAUGGUACUAUGAGUAGUAGGUGGCUGAGAAGUAGACAGUCCAUUUCUAUGAUAGAUAACGUUAGGGAAAUUACAGCAAACCAAAAGGCUAAACUGACAUUGACUAGGAGGACAGAAAUUGAUUUAUUUAUAUCUGCCCUAAGUUGUUAUACCUAAUAAUGUAUUCAUUAUGCAAAGACUUCUUUUCCGGUUCAGAUUCUAUUUGGGCCAUUAAAUAAAUGGAAAUGCAUUGCUGCCUUCUUUGUCUUCAAAGAAUGAGUACAGGCUAAUUUAAUAUACAAUUGUAUGAGAGAAAGUAGAAAUACCAAACUCCAAAUUUUGUCCAAAACUAACUUUAUUUUGAAGGAAAUAGCUUGUAAACUACAGGUUUGCACAAGUAGCUCAUCAGUCAGAAUUCUAGCUAUUAUGAUUUACAUUACCAUUGCUACUAAUUUGUACUGAAAUCUUACUAGCUGGCUCUGUUGCUUACAUGUUUGUUAAAAAAUAAUUCAUUCCUGAACACAGUUGAAUUCUGGAAUACAUAAAUUGAUUUUUGUGAGUAGGAUUGUUACCAUUGUCCAGUCCAGUGAUGGCUAACCUUUUUGUUGCCGAGUGCCAAAAGCACACGUGUGUGUACACAUCCAUAAUGUAGUGUGUGCAUGCCACCUCCAAGUGUGCACAUGUGACAUCCCACAUGCCCCUUGUGCAUAUGCAUGCAUCCCACGAAUGCACAUGACCCCUGCCUGCAUCCUGUCCCCCCAUGAAUGCACAUGCAUCUUUUGCAUGCGCACAGGUUCCCGCACAUGUGCAGCAAAAACCCCAAAAAUCAGCUGGCUGCUGGGAAGUGCAUGUGCGGUGGAGCUGAGCUGGGGUGAUGGCUCACGUGCCCACAGAGGGGGCUCUGCUUGCCACUUGUGGCAUGGGUGCCAUAGGUUCACCAUCAUGGGUCUAGUCUAAAUGAAAAAGAUGUGUGCCCAUCCUCCAUCCAAUCUCUCCAAGAAUGAAUGCAGUUAUUAGAUGUGACAGAAACCCAGACAAAGAGCUGUGCUAUAGAAAUGUAUCAUUAGCAAGCAUAGCCUCUUGCUUUGGGAGCCAGCUUGCAGGAUCCUGUUAGCAUGCCUGCCCUAAAGGAACAUUCUUCCUCGUAUUACCUAGGUGGGAUCUGACAGCUAGUUCAAAGAGGCUCAUUGAUGUCUACAAAGUAGAAUUUGGGGCAAAAUGUUAAUGAAGGCCCCAUUUGGAACAACGUUUCGCUAUUCUGCCUAGCUGUAAUUCCAGACAUGAUUAAAAUUUGGCUAAUAUGGUCUUGAAUUAUAAGGAAUGAUUAUUCUAGGAAUAACAUUAGUUGAGACUGAAAGUAUGUGUGUUCACUUUAGCACAAGCACUGUCACUAGAAUCUCAUCUAGCAAUACUCUAUAUUCCUUUAAAAUUCCCCUAUGCUUUAUUGGAUUUAUUUUAUGUGCUCUCUUUCAACUUAAUCCAGUUCUAACCUCUGUCUGUGUGUGUGUGUGCACGUGCGUGAGAGAAAGGGAGGAGAAGAGAGGGGGAGAGAUACAGACAGACAGACUGUAAACACAGUUGAUAUUACUCUUCCAUGGGAAAAUUUCUGGUUGUACUCUUAAAUACAACUCUAGCAAAUUGAUUCUAUUUAAGUUGAUUAUUCUUCCAUGAAAUUGACAUCUGUAAGAGUUACUUAAAGAUGAGUACUGUGGGCCCACUUAUUUGUGACUUUCUUGAGAUUCAGAAUUAUGUAAAGGUUUAAAACUGUUUUAACCUUUAUAGCAGAGAUGGGUUGCUGCAGGUUCGGCCUGGUUCAGCUGAACUGGUAGUGGAAUUCAGACCUGGGACGCAGAACC
This is a messenger RNA of Thamnophis sirtalis, 5765 nucleotides long. RefSeq names its product LanC like glutathione S-transferase 2 (gene LANCL2). Lineage: Eukaryota; Metazoa; Chordata; Lepidosauria; Squamata; Natricidae. The record is from RefSeq and is a predicted model, not a curated record. Gene Ontology annotation, cellular component: plasma membrane. Gene Ontology annotation, biological process: carbohydrate metabolic process; peptide modification.